AUGGAAUUCGUUGUAGUUGCCAAGUGUGAUAAUUUUUACAUGUCAAAUUCGCACGAGGCUAACCAAAAAAGGUAAAUCUAAAACUUCGUUUGUUAGCAAGGAUACUGAAGUGGUUGGAUAGACAAAAACUCUUAACGUAUUACCAUCGUCCUGGACACACCUGUUGCGCAAGAAAGAUUAAAUUAGCAAGGAAAUGAGAGAACAGCAUUUUUGGCUUAGCCCAUGCUUCCUGACAUCCGACUAAGGAAAUAAUACACUGGAAUCUCGAUUAUAAUGAAGUGUUAAGGGACUGGCAACAUUUGUUCACUAUAAAGAGGUUUCGUUAUAUCGAUGUUCUUCUUCAUAUAUUUUACUAUUACUGCGGUAAAGAAAAUCGUUCGUUAUAUAGAAGUUACGUUGUCUUUCCUUUCCUCAAAAUCAGCAACUAAGAAGUGAAUUUUCUUCGUCUCAAAUUCGUAUUGGAGCAAGAUUAAGAGUGUAGUCAUUCAGGCAGCAUGCGUGUAAAGUCGUCGCAUUUGCCCGUUGGAUUCUUUUGGCGAGAAAUUGCAACGGCUAUACGCGUAUCACGCCGCCAGUGAGUCCAAUGAAUCACGACACCCUUGAGUUUUAAGUAGUGCUAAGCUUAAUCGCGCAACACUAAUGAAACACUGAAGGAAUGAAAUACCAAGGAACACAAGUAAAUUCAGCAUAGUAAAGAAACUGUAUUUGAAUUCGAAAGAAGAAACUGCCUUCGCUUUGUUACAAAUCCAACUCAAAAUCAAACUUAGGAUUGGCGACUCACCGAUCGAACAUUUAUUUUUUACUGACAGUAUUUGCUCAAGCAAGCUAUUCUCUGGCUGAAGUCUGUGGUUCAACAAGGAAGUUAACGAUUUCCUCAUCAAUUAAGGUUACUGAUGCAUAAAAUACAUUCGUCUUUUGUUUGCUUUCAUUAAAACCACAGGUCUGAAAACGUAAGUGGUUGUCUUUACAUUAGGCUAUUAAGUAAAACUUAAAAGCUGCUAAGUUUCACUUGACCAAAAAUGGGUGUGUGAAGGCCCAAGUAAAAUCUCAAGCAACUUUACUUUGCAUCUCAUUAAAGCAGGAAAGUUCAAACGAUUCAACAAAGUUUCAAGUGAUUUGAAAACCAUCCUUAUGACCGACUUGACUGACUUGCGGUUUCUUGAGCUUUGAGAACGGCAAAACAUGUCAGUCAAUCUUAAUUAUGUUGUGUCUCAUCGGUUAUGUGUGAAGUUUCUUAUUCUAGUUGAAGUAAUUAAAAUUUACUUGUCUUGAAAUAUUUCUUAGCUUAUUUAGGCUCUAGUGUAAAGACUACCAGUAUGAAUUUCGGUUAAUUUAGUUUUUACAAUUUUCCUAUUAAAAAUAAUUAUCGGCGACGUAAAGAAACAGAGUCAUCAAUAGCAACUGCGACUGGAAAGCCAAUUUUAUAAGCAGAAUAUUUAUGAGUCUAUAUUGAGUAAUACCGUGCCUCAUAGGGACAAAACACUUCCGAGAAUCUAAAACACUUCCGGGAAUCCGAAACACUUCCCAGAAUCCAAAAACACUUCCCAGAAACCAAAACACUUCCCAGAAUCCGAAACACUUCCCAUGCAGAAUCCAAGAGUGUUUUGGAUUCUGGGAAGCGUUUAGUCCCUACGAGCCAUCGUGGAGUAAACUGGAAUCGUUCCUUUUAAUCUUAGACCAUAUCAUUUUCGAAAGGUAGUAAAAAUAAACGCGGAACGGGGGAGGGGAACGAGUACGGGGUGAAGGAGAAAACGAAAAAUGGGAGAAAAAUAAACAAAGAAUUGGAAACGAAGUUACCAGGGUUCAAUUUAGGUUUUGUACACAAGUUUUCAUUUUUCCUGUAUCCCGCGCUUGUUCCCCGCACCCCAGGGGGUGAGGGGCAGGUAAAUAGGAAAUGUUUUCUUUCUCAUUGGCCGUUUGUAUACUAAGGAUGCAUUAUCCAUCUGGACAAACUUGGGCAAACAUUUUGUUGUUCGUCUGGGCUAUGUAUCUCUAGUAUAAAGACGGGUACAAGACGCACUGUUAUGCGUCCAGACGAACUACCCUUCGUAGUGCGUAGUUCAAGACGUAUUUCGAAGGAAAGUUCGUCCAGACGCAUAAUGCGUCUUGUGUCCGUCUUUAUACUUGAGACGCAUAUAACCAGACGAACUACUAAUGUUUGCCCAAGUUCGUCCGUCGGAUAAUGCGUCCUUAGUAUAAAAACGGCCAUAGACGUAUUAUCCGUCCACACGGAUAAGCGUCCUCCAGUAUAAAAACAGCCAUUUUUUCCUCGCGCGUUGCGGUUGCCGAAAUCCUAAAAAGAAAUGACUAGUGGGGAAGUUUGAGGCCUUGAAGCGUUUAAGGCUUUGGGUGAAAUAAGAACUGAAUCCAAUAAAUUAGCUGUUCGAAAUGCUAAACUAUGUACAAAAAAAAAUCAAAAGCCUGAAGAAGAAGGCAUCUUGUUAGAGACUUUUGCCAACUUCUCGGUCAAUUGAAAAGUGCUUCACCGAGAACUGCGCACAAUUAUAAUUGGUUACUCGGCGAAAGAUGUAGGCGAUUCGAUAAAUGACUUCCAUAAAAUUAAGUUAAAUAAAUUAAGUUGUGAAAAAGCACAGUUUUUUUAGCAGAAAAAAAAUAAAAGAGAAGCCAGACUUUACGAGUAGCCAGUUAGUCGAAGGGGGGGUGGGGGGAGGUGUUGGAAGGAUGAAAAGUAUCAGCGUUAUAAAACGUGCGUGGACCAGAUCUUCGUACAAAAGCAUUUUGUCGCAAUAUAAUAUUUUUUCUUAGUUAAAAUGCUUUUAACAGGUCAAUUGUCAAUGCUAUUUUGAAGCUAGUUCGAUUUUAACCUCACGAUGACGUGUAUGGAUCUCAUAGGGACAAUGUCAUCUUUUUUCAAAAGCACUUUGAAAGCACUUUUGAACAACGUCAGAUAAAAAAAUAACGGCUAGAUUUUCAUUUAAAAUGGCUAAGAUCAAGGCAUUUCUUUGUUCAAUCUUACAUAUUAAGGACACUAAAUGAAAUAAACACUACAAAGCUCGGCAGAUGCGGGAGUAUCAAAGAUAGCUUUAACGUUUGGGAAUCAAAAAGAACUUUGUUCCAAAUUCAACAUCUUUAAGAUAUAACCUGAUUUCUGGGAAUUUUCUUCAUAAUAAACAAGCUAGUGAAUGAGAACUGUAAUCUUACCUUAGUUAUUGUAAAUCAAGUCCAAACAGCGUACAACGUUCUACUAAGUGUCUCUUGCUAAACUGUAUAAGCUCUCUUUGCGUAUCGGCGUAUUAUAUAUAGCGUCUUAGGCAAAAAGCGAAUGCAUCAAAAGACAUGUGACGUCAAGCCAGCUGUGGCACCUGUGAACGAUUAAGCUGAUUUCAGUGCAUUGCUGGAAUAAGGUUAAGGACGUCGACGCAGUUCACUACAAAGAAAACAAACAAAACUCUUCUGACAGUUGAUUUUUUGAUUAAUUUUCUGCGCAUUUACAUCUCCACCUUAUCAGAAAAUGGUUUAUUUUAACGAAGAGAAGAUUGUUUAGAUGAAGUGUCGUUUUUUGCUAGAAUUGUUAAGGUAUAGUCCCCAGUUAAGGCAGCUCCCACUUCAAGCCUUAACUAAAGUUAUACUGACAGAUUGGCCCUUAAGCUUGUCAGGCGAAACCAGCUUAUUAAUAAGUACACUUUAUUUCAAAAAGAAUUAAAAGUUAUUUUACCUAUCAUUCUUUACCGCUGAAUUUCUCUAUAAUUAGGUAAUGAUGCCCUUCAGCAUAUUUUUGCCCUUGAACUUUAUUCAUAACCAGCUUAAAAUUCCCCGUGAUAUAGAAGGGGCACAAUCAUGACUCUGAUGGCUCUUGGGUUUGUCCAUCGAUAGAUUCGAAAGAUCUAACUCUUGCAUACUCGGCCAAAGACCUUGUGUUGUUCCACACCCCGCAACUUACUUUUGAUGACCAUGUUUUAAAAACUACCUCAUCUUGUGUGUCAAGUCCUGCGCAAAUAAGUCGCGUUAAACAUGCUUUAGAUCGUAAUCAGCUCGUGACGGUAAUGAAUGCCUUAGUCUUUAAUAAUGAAAUGACAGUGCUGUUCUACCAUGUGGUCAAAUACAUCGAACAAAAAUAUCUCUAGACUACAGUCAGUGCAGAACUUUGCGGCGAGAAUUAUUUCAGAAACCUGGAAUGGUCACAUAACCCCCGUAUAAAAUUAAACAUCUGUUUUUCCGGGACGCUGUCAUGGCUGCAUGGCGUGUAAAACGAAAACGUCCUAUAUUAUGUUGAAGUCAAGAGCCAUUCAGAGGUCUUUUUAGUACAGCGUGGUGCACAUUAAUGGAAAAUUUAGACAGUACUCUUAAAGCCGCAAAAUCGAUUCAAACUUUUAGAUUUUGCCUCAAAAAUUAAAUUGAUUACUUCCUUUUUAAAUAGCAUCAAGAACAUGUUAAGAUAGUAUUCUAUAAUCAUUCCAAUCCUUAGUGACGUGGGAUUGCGGAUUCCAAAAGACAAUUUCCUAGAUUCAGAAAUCCGAAUUCCCUAACUUGGGGCGAAAAUGUGCUAAGUCAGUAGAGUUGAAUAGGGACAAAUUUCGUCUUGAUAGGGAUUACCUUUCACGAGCUAAAAUAGCCAGUAUUAGUACAAACCUCAUUGACAUGCAUUAAAAUUAAACACUAUUAAAAGAAAACAGAUCAUUUUUCUUGUUUGUUCCGGCUACCUCAAUCGCAUGUUUUGGAAACCUCUCAGUGAAUCCUCAGUUGUUUGUAAUUAUAUUGAAAGUAGUUUUGGUCUGAGCUAUUUGAGCUCAAAAGUCAUUAGAGCUCGACUUUUGGUCGUUUUUACCAGGAUUUUAUAUGAUUCAUAUAUAAUUCAUUUCAUAUACAUUUGUCACGUUGUUAUUAUUAUUAUUAUAAGGUUAAGGACGCAGUUCACUACAAAGAAAACAAACAAAACUCUUCUGACAGUUGAUUUUUUGAUUAAUUUUCUGCUCAUUACAUCUCCACCUUAUCAGAAAAAUGGUUUAUUUUAACGAAGAGAAGAUUGUUUAGAUUAAGUGUCGUUUCUUGCUAGAAUUGUUGAGGUAUAGUCCCCAGUUAAGGCAGUUCCCACCUCAAGCCUUAACUAAAGUUAUACUGACAGAUUGGCCCUUUUAAGGGGCUGUGUCACAGUAGUCAGUUCAUUUUGUUCAAUUUUGCCAGUUAUUCGCCCACAAUCGCUAUGGAACUUAAAGUAGGCAAAGAAAUUACAUGUAAACAGAGACAAGCAGAGAUUCCAGACAAACAAGUAUGUCUCCUGGGCAUUAUUUUUGAAGUUGCAAACAGCAGAGAUCAACUUUGAAAAGCUGUUAGGCUGAACAGUUUUCAAAAACCCUAAUUUCAGUCCGUUUAAAUCUUCUUCAGUUUUGCCCAUCCGUGGCAUCUGUUGCAUCUGUUGUGUUACUUUAACCUUCCUUUAAUGUUUUAAGCGGUUAUUUUCCCGUUUCUCCUAAUUUAACGGGCAUUUUGUAAUUACCUAAUUUGGCUGAAUUUCGUGACACAGCACAUUUAAGCUUGUCAGACGAAACCAGCUUAUUAAUAAGUACACUUUAUUUCAAAAAGAAUUAAAAGUUAUUUUACCUAUCAUUUUUUACCGCUGAAUUUCUCUAUAAUUAGGUAAUAAUGCCCUUCAGCAUAUUUUUGCCCUUGAACUUUAUUAUAACUAGCUUAAAAUUCGCUGUGAUAUGGAAGGGGCCCAAUCAUGACUCUGAUGGCUCUUGGGUUUGUCCAUUGAUCGAUUCGAAAGAUCUAACUCUUGCAUACUCGGCCAAAGACCUUGUGUUGUUCCACACUCGCAACUUACUUUUGACAACCAUGUUUUAAAAACUACCUCAUCUUGUGUGUCAAGUCCUGCGCAAAUAAGUCGCGUUAAACAUGUUUUAGAUCGUAAUCAGCUCGUGACGGUAAUAAAUGCCUUAGUCUUUAAUAAUGAAAUGACAGUGGUUCUACAGUCAGUGCAGAACUUUGCCGCGAGAAUUAGCAUCAAGAACAUGUAAAGAUAGUACUCCGUAAUCAUUCUAAUCCUUAGUGGGAUUGCGGAUUCCAUAAGCAAAAUUAUUCGAAUCUGGAUUCCCUAACUUGGGGCGAAAAUGUGCUAAGUCAGUAGAGUUGAAUAGGGACAAAUUCCGUCCUGAUAGGGAUUACCUUUCAUGAGCUAAAAUAGCCAGUAUUAGUACAAACCUCAUUGACAUGCAUUAAAAUUAAACACUAUUAAAAGAAAACAGAUCAUUUUUCUUGUUUGUUCCGGCUACCUCAAUCGCAUUUAACAUCAUCAAUCCACCUUAAUUUUUUUGUUUACCCUUUCUUCUUUCACUUUCGGCUCACGCGUACGGUGAUUGGCAGGUGGAUGAUUUUGGAUAAAAAGUGCUUGCUCGUGCUAUUUUUGGCAAGUCUCCUUUGGAUGAACCAUUCGUCGUCUGUCUUAUUGCAAAUGACUUACGCUUGUACUCUCUGAAUUUAAUCUGUGAGUUAAUUCUAUUGCUGGCGGUUAUG
Messenger RNA from Porites evermanni, 6471 nucleotides. The record is from the annotation of a GenBank genome assembly. NCBI's taxonomy places the organism in Eukaryota, Metazoa, Cnidaria, Anthozoa, Scleractinia, Poritidae.